AUGGCCCUGGGGCUCCUGGGGCUGCCGCCGCCGCCGCCGAUCCGCAGCUCGCCUCCGGGGCCCGACCAUGGGGCUGAAGCGGCGAGCGGCGGCGACCCCGAGCAGGGCUCGCUGGCCCUGGGCGCCGGCGGCGACCGCGACGGGACUCUGCUGCUGGAGGGCGGCGGGAAGGAGGAGGGCGGCAAGCGGAGCCCGCCGGGGCUGGGGCUGCUGGCGAAGACCCCCCUGAGCCGCCCGGUGAAGCGGAACCACGCCAGGUACCGCCGCAUCCAAACUUUGAUCUACGACGCCCUGGAACGACCCCGCGGCUGGGCGCUGCUCUAUCACGCCUUCGUGUUUCUGAUUGUCUUGGGGUGUUUGAUCUUAGCUGUCCUGACAACUUUCAAGGAGUAUGAAACUGUUUCGGGAGACUGGCUCCUCUUGCUGGAAACUUUUGCCAUUUUCAUCUUUGGAGCAGAGUUUGCCUUAAGAAUCUGGGCUGCUGGCUGUUGCUGUCGCUACAAAGGAUGGAGGGGGAGACUCAAAUUUGCCAGGAAGCCUUUGUGCAUGCUGGAUAUCUUUGUGCUGAUUGCUUCAGUGCCAGUGGUUGCUGUUGGGAACCAGGGCAAUGUUCUGGCCACGUCUCUCAGAAGCCUCCGCUUCCUUCAGAUCCUACGGAUGCUCCGAAUGGACAGGCGGGGCGGCACCUGGAAACUUUUAGGAUCAGCUAUUUGUGCACAUAGCAAAGAACUCAUCACUGCUUGGUACAUUGGGUUCUUGACGCUCAUCUUAUCCUCGUUUCUUGUUUAUCUGGUUGAAAAAGAUGUUCCUGAAAAAGAUGCUAAUGGAGUGGAGAUGAAAGAAGAGUUUGAAACCUAUGCAGAUGCACUGUGGUGGGGGCUGAUCACCCUGGCUACGAUUGGGUACGGCGACAAGACCCCCAAAACAUGGGAGGGACGGCUGAUUGCAGCUACCUUCUCUCUCAUUGGAGUGUCUUUCUUUGCUCUUCCUGCAGGCAUUCUGGGCUCAGGGCUGGCACUGAAGGUCCAGGAGCAACAUCGUCAAAAACAUUUUGAGAAAAGAAGAAAGCCAGCAGCUGAACUCAUUCAGGCUGCCUGGAGAUACUAUGCUACUAACCCCAACAGGAUUGAUUUAGUUGCUACCUGGAGGUUUUAUGAAUCAAUUGUAUCAUUUCCAUUUUUCAGGAAAGAGCAAUUGGAUGGUACUGCCAGUAAUGUCAUGUUUAGUAGGGAGUCAUUCUUUGGAUCAAGCCUCACAAGAAAACUUAGCCAAAAGCUGGGUCUCUUGGAUCGGGUUCGUGGUACCAAUACUAAAGGAAAGCUAUUUACCCCUCUGAAUGUAGAUGCCAUUGAAGAAAGUCCUUCAAAAGAACCUAAGAAUGUUGUCUUGAAUAAUAAGGAGCGUUUUCGCACUGCAUUCCGAAUGAAAGCGUACGCUUUUUGGCAAAGCUCAGAAGAUGCAGGAACAGGGGAACCCAUGGCAGAAGACAGAGGCGACAGUAAUGAUUUUCUUAUGGAAGAUAUGAUCCCCACAUUCAAGACAGCCAUCCGAGCUGUCAGAAUACUACAGUUUCGUCUCUAUAAAAAAAAAUUCAAGGAGACUUUGAGGCCUUAUGAUGUAAAGGAUGUGAUAGAGCAAUACUCAGCAGGGCAUCUUGAUAUGCUUUCCAGAAUAAAAUACCUUCAGGCAAGAGUAGAUAUGAUUUUUACACCUGGACCUCCAUCUACUCCCAAGCAUAAGAAAUCCCAAAAAGGAGGAGCUUUUUCUUACCCUUCACAACAGUCUCCCAGAAAUGAUCCGUAUGUAGCCAAAGCAUCUACAGCAGACACUGAAGACCAAAGUAUGAUGGGCAAAUUUGUCAAAGUUGAACGACAGGUAAAUGACAUGGGGAAGAAACUGGAUUUUCUUGUUGAUAUGCAUAUGCAUCAUAUGGAACAGCUGCAAAUACAAGUCGCCGAGAUAAGUCCAUUGAAAGAAACUGCUUCUCCUGCAAGGGAGAAGAGAGAAGAAAACAAAUAUUCUGAAUUAAAAACAAUAAUAUAUAAAUACACUGAGCAGUGUGCUCGUGAAACUCCUUACAAUUUCCAGCAGGUUCCAGUCAACAAAGUCAGUCCUUAUGGUUUCUCAGCUCGAGGUCAUACGACUCAUUCACAACCUUUAUCAACAGGUGGGCAAAACUCUGGCAAACUGCAAGCCACACCUUCCUCAACUUCGUAUGCAGAAAGGCCAACAGUUCUGCCUAUAUUCACGCUGAUGGACUCCCAGGUUAGCUACCACUCCCAAGGAGACCUACAAAGCCCUUACUCAGACAAGGUGUCUCCAAGGCAGAGAAGGAGCCUAACAAGAGACAGUGACACUCCAUUGUCCCUUCUCUCAGUCAACCAUGAGGAACUCGAGCGCUCCCCAAGUGGCUUCAGUAUCUCCCAGGAGAGAGACGACUUCCCGUUUGGCCCCAAUGGGGGAUCGGCGUGGAUGAGAGAGAAACGCUACCUAGCAGAGGGGGAGACAGACACAGACACAGACCCUUUCACACCAAGUGGCUCCAUGCCUUUGUCUUCUACAGGAGAUGGGAUUUCAGAUUCAAUAUGGACCCCUUCGAACAAGCCAGUCUAAAAGUGCGUGUGGGGGCAGUCACUGGUUGACUUCUCCAUGUAAUGUAAGCAUACUUUGUAUAUCUCACUUACUCUACACCCAAAGCUUACUAGUUCCAAACACCAAUGGCUGCAUAAGAUGCAUGUGAUAUUAGUGGUAGUCAUUCUGCACCAUUUCAUACGAUUUAAUAAUGCAGUUUUUUUCAUGCUACCAAAACUAAGGAGCUUAGUUUUGAGCAUGGUUUGCAUGACUUUACCCUGUAUAAAUGGUACAGCUGAUUUCUUCUAUGAUACAUAUCUAUCUGAUACUCUUCAAUACAACAAUGGUGAAUUGAUAACAGGCAAGAUAUGGUGGUCCUUGCUAUAUUUUGUAAACAGAGCAGCAAAGUAAAAAUAUUUUCAGGAGCAAUA
Messenger RNA from Corapipo altera (White-ruffed manakin), 3002 nucleotides. RefSeq names its product potassium voltage-gated channel subfamily Q member 3 (gene KCNQ3). The transcript is spliced from 17 exons. The record is from RefSeq and is a predicted model, not a curated record. Gene Ontology annotation, biological process: transmembrane transport; potassium ion transport. NCBI's taxonomy places the organism in Eukaryota, Metazoa, Chordata, Aves, Passeriformes, Pipridae. Gene Ontology annotation, molecular function: voltage-gated potassium channel activity. Gene Ontology annotation, cellular component: membrane. The coding region runs from base 1 to 2613 and encodes 870 amino acids.